AUGGGUCGUGGAACGUCGGCUCGGGUCACCGCCAUUUUUGUUUGCCUUCUAUUGAUCUCGUCCGUGCAUUCCUUCUAUCUCCCCGGCGUUGCCCCUCGCGAUUUCCAAAGAGGGGAUGAACUUCAAGUCAAAGUGAAUAAGCUGUCCUCUAUUAAAACACAACUUCCAUAUGAUUUCUAUUACUUGAAAUACUGCAAACCGGACAAGAUCACGAAUAUUGCUGAAAACUUGGGUGAGGUCCUUCGAGGUGACCGCAUAGAGAAUUCGGUUUAUACUUUUAACAUGAGAGAGGAACAACCUUGCAAAGUGGCUUGUCGUGUUAGACUUGAUGCUGAAGCUGCAAAGAAAUUCAAAGAAAAAGUUGAUGAUGAAUACAGAGUCAAUAUGAUUCUAGAUAACCUUCCAGUAGCUGUUCCUAGACCAAGACGAGAUGGAAGUCCAUCAACAACUUAUGAACAUGGUUUCCCUGUCGGGUUUAAGGGGAAUUUUGCUGGGAGCAAGGAGGAGAGACAUUUUAUUAAUAACCACUUAAGCUUCACAGUCAUGUAUCACAGAGAUCCUGAAACUGAUGCUGCUCGAAUUGUUGGGUUUGAAGUUUCGCCAAACAGUUUUUAUCAUGAGUACAAGGAGUGGGAUGACAAGAACCCUCAGUUGACAACAUGCAACCAGAACACCAAAAAUAUGAUUCAAAGAAGCGCUCUUCCUCAGGAAGUUGAUACAGACAAGGAGGUUGUAUUCACUUACGAUGUUACUUUCAAGGAAAGUGAGAUAAAGUGGGCAUCACGCUGGGAUACCUACCUUCUCAUGAAUGAUGAUCAAAUCCACUGGUUUUCUAUCAUCAAUUCUCUGAUGAUCGUCCUCUUUCUCUCCGGUAUGAUUGCCAUGAUCAUGAUGAGAACUCUGUACAGAGAUAUUACAAACUAUAAUCAACUGGAAACCCAAGAUGAAGCUCAGGAAGAAACUGGAUGGAAACUUGUUCAUGGAGAUGUUUUUAGGGCACCUACAAAUUCUGGAUUGCUGUGUGUUUAUGUGGGAACUGGUGUUCAGAUCUUUGGAAUGACACUUGUGACAAUGAUCUUUGCAUUGCUGGGUUUUCUGUCACCGUCCAACCGUGGUGGGCUUAUGACUGCCAUGGUUCUUUUAUGGGUCUUCAUGGGCUUAUUUGCUGGCUACUCAUCGGCUCGUCUGUACAAAAUGUUCAAGGGAACCGAGUGGAAGAAGAAUACCUUAAAAACUGCUUUCCUAUUUCCCGGUAUUCUGUUUGCAGUGUUCUUGGUGCUAAAUGCUCUCAUCUGGGGAGAAAAAUCAUCUGGAGCUGUACCUUUUGGAACCAUGUUUGCUCUUGUAUGCUUAUGGUUUGGAAUCUCAGUACCAUUGGUGUUUGUUGGUAGUUAUUUAGGUUUCAGAAAACCCGCCAUUGAAGAUCCCGUGAAAACAAACAAAAUUCCAAGGCAGAUACCCGAACAAGCUUGGUACAUGAAACCAAUAUUCUCCAUACUUAUUGGAGGCGUCCUUCCAUUUGGGGCAGUUUUCAUUGAAUUAUUCUUCAUCUUAACAUCUAUCUGGCUGAAUCAAUUCUAUUACAUCUUCAGCUUCCUCUUCAUAGUCUUCGUGAUUUUGUUGAUCACAUGUGCCGAGAUAGUAAUAGUUCUGGGCUACUUCCAGUUGUGCAGUGAAGACUAUCAUUGGUGGUGGAGGGCUUACCUGACUGCUGGCUCCUCUGCUCUGUAUCUUUUCCUAUACUCCGUUUUUUACUUCUUCACCAAGUUGGAAAUCAGUAAGCUGGUUUCAGGAAUUUUAUACUUUGGGUACAUGUCACUUGCAUCGUUUGCGUUCUUCGUGUUGACUGGAACAAUUGGCUUCUAUGCUUGCUUCUGGUUUGUUCGGAAGAUCUACUCUUCUGUGAAGAUCGACUAA
Messenger RNA from Fraxinus pennsylvanica, 1917 nucleotides. The record is from the annotation of a GenBank genome assembly. NCBI's taxonomy places the organism in Eukaryota, Viridiplantae, Streptophyta, Magnoliopsida, Lamiales, Oleaceae.